This is a messenger RNA of Drosophila ficusphila, 2401 nucleotides long. Its product is annotated as adhesion G-protein coupled receptor G6. The record is from RefSeq and is a predicted model, not a curated record. Gene Ontology annotation, cellular component: membrane. The coding region runs from base 57 to 2330 and encodes 757 amino acids. Lineage: Eukaryota; Metazoa; Arthropoda; Insecta; Diptera; Drosophilidae. Gene Ontology annotation, biological process: G protein-coupled receptor signaling pathway; cell surface receptor signaling pathway. Gene Ontology annotation, molecular function: G protein-coupled receptor activity. The transcript is spliced from 2 exons.
UUCGGGAGUGCGACAACGCAGCCUGCGCUUCAAUUAAGCAAAGUAAAUUCAGCACCAUGCUGCUUUUGUUUCUCUGGUGGAUGGCGGGCUACCUAAUACUCGUCUCUGGGGGCACGAGCACCCCGCUCUAUGCAUUGGAAAAUGCGAAUGUGGGCAAGUGUCUGGACUACUGCCACUUGAAGAACCUGCGCUUCCUUCUCUGUUUGGAUACGGAUGGGCAGCUGUCCAACAGUCCCUACAAGGACUGCAAUCGGGGAUUCUGCGAGGCCGAGGACUUCGAAAUUGAAUAUGAGACGGAGGACAGUUCGGAGGAGAUGCGCGUUAAUCGCGUGGAAAGAACGAGAGUGGGAGAAAAGGCCCAUCUCAGAGAUCUGUGUCUGAAUGACAGGGGAAUCCCAAUCCGUCGCAGGUGCCAAAUUCGAGGUGGUAAAAUAGUGUGGCAAAAAAUGGAUCACAUUACCUGUAGAUCGGCCCCGGAACUAAGCACAAGUAUUAACCUCCUGGCUGUGAAGAGUCCACCGGACAUGAUCAGCCAACUGAGUGGUCUUUUGACUCAAUCUCAGGCGAAACUCGCUGCUGCCGAUGUCUUCAGUAUCUCCGAAAUAUUCGACUCCCUCGUGAAGAAGCCGGAGAGAAAAGCUGAGGUUGUCGGUGACCUUAUGAAGAUUUGCCAGAAGGUGAUGUCCACCGACAACGAAACUCUUCGGGUUUCAGCAGAUGUCAAUGCCACAAAUUCCCUUCUGAGCAGUUUCGAGGACUACCUGGAUUCACUAAGCCCAAAAACGUUGCAGGAAAAUCUAAGGGCAUUUAGCAACAGUUCAGAACUGAAGUUCGAGCCCCAUUUUGAUAAGGGUGUUGUGGUUCUUAAAACCAGCGAACUGAGUGUGUUUUUUGUAGAUCCAGACGUGAUGAACGUGACUGGGAUUGCAGUUUUCUCAAAUGGCACUUCGUCGAACUUUAAAGCGCUUCAUUCGUUUGACAUUCAGGAUGACAUAAGGGCGGUUGAGAACUUGGAGACUGCGGUCUACUUACCUGAGAGUCUGUGGAGGAAACUGAAACAAAAGGGAGCAAUUUACCUGGUUUUCAAGGUCUACACCCGAGACGCCCUUUUUGUGGAGACGAGGGAAAAUCCCAAGCGCCGCCCAACUAGCAAUGUUAUCUCUAUAACCAUUCCGGGUCUAAAAGAUACCAACCUGCCAGAAAAGAUGCCGUUUUUCCUACGAAACGGAAAUACGAACCAAACUGAAGCCGAGGGUGGAUGUGGAUACUGGAACUACGCAACCUGGCUCAGUGAUGGCAUAUCCACCUCCGGCAGUGGGAGCUUCGACAAGUCAUCGCACCCGGUCAUCCUCUGCCAUGCGGACCACCUCACCCAGUUCACCUUUCUGCUGGGAAUUAGUAAAAUGCAGCCUGGUCUGGACACCUACGAGGACGACAAGGCCCUGGAUAUAAUCACCAAUGUGGGCCUGACCCUGUCGCUCCUGGGACUCUUUGCUAUUUUCCUGACCGCAGCGGUCUUCAAAAGCUUCAGGGCCUUGGCCUCUACGAAGAUUCUGCUGAAUCUGUGCACUGCCCUGGGUCUUCAGUUGCUGUUCUUCCUGGUUUUGAGCCUAAGCGACCAACUGGAGCAGUUGGAUCUGAAUAAAUUGGACCACUGCACACUGAUCGGAGCCGUGAUGCAGUACCUGCUCCUGGUGGUCUUCAGCUGGAUGUUCAUCAUUGGCUUCCUGCAGUAUCAGCGGUACGUGAGGGUCAUCGGGGUCAACCACCCGAGGCACUACAUUCUAACAUCAGCCAUUGCGGCCUGGACCUUGCCACUGAUUCCCACCUUGAUGGUGGUUUUCCUGGAGCCCGAGUGCUACGCACCCAGUAAUGCCUCCCAGAACUCUCCCAUCCUCUGUUAUCCUUCGGGGUACGGACUCAGCUUGGGAGUCAUCCUGCCCAUCGGCCUGAUCACAGUGGCCAACGCGGUAAUGGUGGGAUACAUCACCUGGAGUGUCUACAAGACCCUCUUCACCAGGAAUCUGAUUUUCAAGCAGCUCGGCCUCUUCGUGCUGCUCUUCUUCCUCCUGGGAGUCACGUGGAUCUUCGGACUGUGCACCUACUUCGACUUCGGCCGGAUCUUCGCCUAUCUCUUCUGCCUCACGGCCACUCUGCAGGGGUUCGUGCUGUUCCUCUACUUCAUUGCCUUCAACAAGGACAACCAGCGAGCCUGGAUCGGCCUCUGUUGCAAUAUCCGCAGGAAGGGCGACCAAGAGACCAUCGAGAUGCCCACCGACUCGAUUCUAAAGGGCCUUACCCAGUCAUCAACUCAUAGUACCAGUAACUAAGUGUAGCAACUAAGUAGUAUUUACGCUUAUUUUUAAGAAAAUAAAAUUAUCAAGCGAUUUUCAUAAGGGUU